Molecule: messenger RNA, 2941 nt
Organism: Austrofundulus limnaeus
Lineage: Eukaryota; Metazoa; Chordata; Actinopteri; Cyprinodontiformes; Rivulidae
Gene: nptnb
Product: neuroplastin b
Exons: 9
Coding region: 586-1770 (394 amino acids)
Biological process (GO): axon guidance; homophilic cell-cell adhesion; dendrite self-avoidance
Cellular component (GO): axon; plasma membrane
Molecular function (GO): cell-cell adhesion mediator activity
Source: RefSeq, a predicted model, not a curated record
AGCAUCUGUUCCUCCCUUUGCUGUUAAACACAGACCGGUGCUGAUAACACAUUUAUGUUUUCUGGGCUUCAUCAUCACUUGCCGUCGGGGAUCGUCCGCGCGCGUGCACGCUGUACCUACUUUUAUUAUUUUUUUUUUUCUUUUUUAAUCACCGACCCGCCGUGUGGAGGCGCAAAUGCGCAUCGGCGUGCGCAUCUUUGAAUCCUCUGGAACCUCCUCGCCGUGGACAGCCUCCCUGACAUCCGAGAGACAUCCUUGUCAGCUGCACAUCCCGACCAGGCUGCUCGCCUGGACGCAAAUCGGCUUCCCUGAGCCGCUGGCCCCGGACCUUUCACCCAGAGAAGGUCUUUUUUAUUUUUUAUUUAUUUAUUUUUUGAAAUCAGGGAGGACAUUUCCACGGACGUUUUUUUUUCUAACCAUCUGGGUUUUUUUUUUUUUAAUUAUUCUUAUUUUGUUAUUUGAAGAGCCUCCCGGUGCAAUGCUGGGCCCAUCUCACUAGAUCUCGUGAUCAACAGCCUUACACGGUCUCUCCUCCCACAUUCGUCCGCCCCUGACACCCCUGCUCCUUCUCGUCGAGCCCUAACGAUGCGUCCUCACGCCCUGAUGCUGGCGGUGGUCCUCCUGGGGAACUUGACGCUGCCCCCCGCCUCGGCUCAGAACGCUGGGUUUGUGAAGUCGCCACUGUCUGAGACUAAGCUUACUGGGGACACCUUUGAGCUGUACUGCGAGGUGGUCGGUAACCCCAUUCCAGAGAUCCAGUGGUGGUACGCUGAGGUCAACCGAGCCGACUCCUUCAAGCAGCUGUGGGACGGAGCCCGCAAGCGUCGGGUAUUCAUCAACACGGCCUCCGGCACCAAUGAGGUCAGUGUGCUCGGCAUCACUCGCCUUACUCUGGAGGACUCUGGGACCUAUGAGUGCCGGGCAAGCAACGACCCAAGGCGCAAUGACCUCCGACAAAACCCAGCCAUGACCUGGAUCCGAGCCCAGGCCACCAUUUCAGUGCUACAGAAACCAAAGAUAAGUGCUUCCGAUGAGAUCGUCCUGUCAAUGGACACAUCYAUCAAACCAGUCAUCCUGCAGUGUAACCUAACAGCUUCCCACACACCACACAAGGAAAGUUUCUGGAUGAAGAACGGACAAGAGAUCCCUAACACGCGAACAGAGCAGAGGACCACAGUAUACAGAAUUCCCAAACCACGGGCAGAUGAUUCUGGGGAAUAUUUGUGUGUUUACACUUUUGACAAAGCACCAAAUGCAAAUGCAACAACUGAGGUGAAAGCAAAACCUGACAUCACUGGUCACAAGCGAAGUGAAAAUAAAAACGAAGGGGAAAAUGCGACGCUUUACUGCAAGUCCGUCGGUUACCCACAUCCAACCUGGAAGUGGCGAAAAGUGGAUGGAACAUCUUAUACGGACAUUGACAACUCCACUGGACGGUUCUUCAUCAUGGACAGGGACAACUACACAGAGCUUAACAUACUAAACUUGGAUAUAAACACAGAUCCUGGAACAUACCAAUGCAAUGCCACCAACACGAUUGGAAACAACGCUCAGACAACCAUACUACGAGUGCGCAGCCAUCUUGCACCGCUUUGGCCUUUUCUGGGUGUCCUCGCAGAAAUUAUUAUUCUUGUUGUGAUCAUCGUUGUGUAUGAAAAACGCAAGAGGCCAGACGACAUUAUUGAUGAUGAUGAACCAGUUGGCCAAAUGAAGACAAAUUCAACAAACAACCACAAGGACAAAAACAUUCGCCAGAGGAAUACAAAAUAAGCAAUUUACUCAAAUGAGAUGGCUAAACUGAAUUUUUUUGACAACAUGAAAGUAUCAAGAGGUUGAUUGAACUCCUGGCAGUUUUGGAAAAUGCAUAUCUUGUCUCAUUCUUUGAGAAAUACUAUCAGCAUAACACUGGCAACAAUAAGAACAAACAGUCAUGGCUGUCUUAAGCAUGCCUUAUUCAGUCUUUGGUGGCGAUUCCAGGACGAUGAAUAAUGACUAAACCACCACAACGGUGUACACAUUUCUAAUGUGUUGUUGAUGUCUCUUUUAUUCAUUUUAACAUGUCCUCAGACGAGGUGAUCCCUUUUGUAUUACAUAUCAUGUACAAUGCAUGCAAGAUUAUUACACAAUAGGAUACUCAGAAUAGACAUUUUCUGUUAUCCCUCGUGUGGCUUUUUUUUUUUUUGCAUUCAAACGUUUUUUUUUAAAUUGAGUCAUCAUAUAUAUCUAUCUAUAUAUCUAUCUAUAAGUAUAUAUAGAUAGAUAGAUAUCAUAUAUACGUUUUUAAUAUUGAAAUUUGUACAGCAUAUUAUUGUCAUUAAACUACUAGAUUUAAUUUGCAACAAAAAAAAAUCUAAUUUUACCAGAACUUUUAUUGUGAAGCAAGGGCUUCAGUGACUGGCAGUAUUUCAAUUUUUUUUUCAUUUCAUUUAGAGUGCUUUCAGAAAAUGACUACUGUGUGUUUAACUAUCUUAAACAAAAAGGACAUGUGUAUUAUUUCUAUUUUCUUUCCAGAGUAACUUAGGUGUCUUGUAUCUGUUGAAGUAUGAGUGUUCAAAUGAUAGGAAAUCUGUAAAAAAAAAUUAUUUUUUUUAUAUUCCCCGGUUUCAUUAACUGAUUUUUAUUUUCGAUUUUUUUUCCUCUCUUUAACUGUAUAGCAUGGCUAUAAUCCUAUGCAAUAUGUAUUCUUAAAUAGAUAUAUGGAGGGCAGUUUGUUUUACUCAGUGAAGCUUUAACGGUGUGGGAUCACUUGGAAGCUGGCAUAGCAAAAUUCACUGCUGUAGCUGCAUGACUCCUCUUUCAAUACAAUGUAUAAAUGUGUGUUGCGGUGGAAAUGGACCUGCUUUAUGGAUGGGAACAGAGGGACCAGAGUAUAUAGCCACGAUCAAACAUAUGAGUGAGACCAAUAUUUUUUUCUGAAUAAAAAAAGAAUAAUGUAAAAAAA